AUGGCCACAAUAGUGGCAACAACGAGCCUUGAAUCUAUUGCUAUUCUAACUCUUUUUUUUACAGACAUAGACGACUGUGCCUCAACGCCUUGUGCUAAUGGUGGGACCUGCACAGAUGGGGUGGCUAGUUUCACUUGUGCAUGUGUUAAUGGGUAUACAGGAGCUGACUGCGCCACAGACAUAGACGACUGUGCCUCAAUGCCUUGUUUAAAUGGUGGGACCUGCAAAGAUGGGAUAAACCAGUUUACUUGUCGGUGUAUGAAUGGGUACACUGGGUACAUAUGUGAAAUAGAUAUAGACGAAUGUUCUGUCAACCCUUGUUUAAAUGGUGGAACCUGCACGGAUGGGAUUAAUAGUUACAACUGUUUAUGUGUUGCUGGGUAUACAGGAACCAACUGCGAAACAGACAUGAAUGAAUGUGCUACGAACCCUUGCAACAAUGGUGGGACAUGCUUAGAUGGAAUUAAUGAUUAUACUUGUUACUGCAUGGAUGGAUACAUUGGUGAUACAUGUCGAACGGAUUUAUGCCAACCAAAUCCAUGUCAGAACGGUGGGAAUUGUAUAAGAUGGAAAGGCAACUUUACUUGUGAUUGUAAACCUGCAUAUAUUGGCGAUCUUUGUAAAAAAGCAAAUUUUGAAGGCAAUGAUUUCAACAAUAACCUCAUUCAUAUAAAUUUUGAAACCAAUGAUUUUUCUUCAUUUUCUGGAUCAAGUAAUCUUUGUAAAUUAAACAAAGAAGCUGGACUUGCUAUUAUAAGAGACAAACAAGCACAAGAUGUUAUUGAAAACCAAACAAGUUCAAUGUAUGGUGGUAUGGAAGUACAACUGUGGAUAGGUGCAACAAAAACUGAAGAUGGUUGGUUCUGGUUGGAUGGAAGUCACAUGACCUUCCAAUACUGGAAUGAAACAGGAAAUGAUGUCAUAGGGAGUUGUUUGAAAAUAGUCAGCCAAUCAGGGAGCAAAGAAUUACGAUGGGUUCCUGGGGAUUGUGACGAAACAAUGGGAUAUAUUUGCGAACAACCAAACACCUUACUUGAUCCAUGUGAAGUGAUAGAAUGUUACAACAGUGGGACUUGUAUAAGUAGUGGGGCUCAUUAUCAUUGUCAAUGUGUGGAUGGGUACAUGGGGGAAGAUUGUGCAACAAAAAUAUCAGGUUCACAUUUUGUUUCAGCUAAGUUAUUAUGGUUUAACAUGCAAGCUGGCAUAAGGUGUGUGAAACAGAACACCCGUGUUAUAAUGGCUGUCGCUGCCCUGCAAUGUGAGGAUAAAUAA
Molecule: messenger RNA, 1272 nt
Organism: Ciona intestinalis (vase tunicate)
Lineage: Eukaryota; Metazoa; Chordata; Ascidiacea; Phlebobranchia; Cionidae
Source: RefSeq, a predicted model, not a curated record